AUGAAAGCUAUUACACCAAGAAGAGAAAAUUUAGAUGUACACGAGAGCGCCGCGAAUGCUGUCUUCACAGAAGAACUCUUUCUGAUGAACAUUGAUUUUAGAUUUUUCCAGAAUUUGCAAAAUCUUAAACAGCGACUUCCAUCUUACAAAGUUAUUGUACAAGAAACUUGUGAUCGUCCUAUUCAAACAGUUUCAGACAGUAUCAAAGAUGCGGAGACUGUUUAUAGCUUAACAGAUUUCGCUAAAACUGUUAAAGUAGAAAUGGAAAUGCUUAAGAAUGGAGUAAUUAACGGAUCUGUAAUAAGUAAUUAUAUGUUAAGACGCUCCCAAUCUUGUAACACAACCGUAUCAUUUAAAAACUUUUACAAAUAUCGUUUACGGCACGGAAUUCUGCAAUGGCUACGUGAAAUUCCUAUUGAGUCUGAUAUCAAUUCAACUGCUAAAAUUUUAACCGAAAGUAUUAUUAAUAAUUUAAUAGAGAAAAUUAACAAGCUGUCAGUUGAAGCAAACUGUGAUGAUUAUGAAAUGAAACUUAAGUCUUUAAUAGAAUAUUGCUUAAAUUCUUUGCCCUCCCUGUAUCAUAGUGCUAAAUGUGAUAAGAUGAAACAUAUAUUGUUGGAAAGUCUUAUGACAAGAAUCAUGGUCCUCAAUGAAAAGUAUCUCAACCUUUCUAUUGAUAACAUUUUUCAACAUAAGAAUUUUAAUAUCCUUGAAAAUAGCUUCAGUAACACAGUGAUAAACGGGACCACGCUUACAAAAAUGAUUAAAGCAGAAAUUUCAAAUUGGCUUAGAUCUAAGCAAUUUAAAAGACAUUGUGGGACUCCUAUAAAUACAAAUCAUGUUACUAUGAUGCUUAUGAACCAGCUGUUACCAUUUCUGUAUGAUAAAGAAACGAAGGCUUUUAAAUAUUUGAUUAGAGGUGGAAUUCUUGAAGUAUUAGAACGGUUAUCAUUGACAUUCGAUCUCAGUAACAAUCGUAUACGUCUUAAUGGUCUUGCAAGCGAACUGACAAACAAACUCUUGAAUACACGAAAAUAUUAUGAACAGUCGAUAAAAAAUGGCAAUAUUUAUUCUGACUUAUCUAAAACUGAGUUAUUAUCUAAACCUAAAAACAUGCACUUAAUUGUACAAAACAUGUGA
Messenger RNA from Parnassius apollo (apollo), 1140 nucleotides. NCBI's taxonomy places the organism in Eukaryota, Metazoa, Arthropoda, Insecta, Lepidoptera, Papilionidae. The record is from the annotation of a GenBank genome assembly.